CCACCAGCCAGCGGCCUUUCUCGCGCCGACGACGACCGACAGCACCACCUGACGCAGGCACAGCGGGGGAUAGUCCGGCAGGAAGGAAUUUUGAAAAGGCAACCAAGGGGUAGUUGGAGAGGUAUACUUUGUCUGUGACAGAGUUUGUGGUGGACUACUCGCCUACCCGUGGCGUGCGUGUACCCGGUCUCCCCUCACCGGUCAUGGCCUCGCCAUCCACCGAGCCUACCAAGACGAACCAAGGUGAGGUCCCUGCCGACCCGCAGCAGCUGCUGUCAGACGAGGCCUCGCCGCCGUGGUAUGUAGUGUCUGCGCUGGGCGCGCCUGAACAUGCCGCCGAGUAUGACGCAUCUUUCCUUAUUCCCCUCCACCACCCGGAUGCCGAGCAGCGGGCGCUCGGCCUCGGUGACGUGCUGGGCGAGCUGGAGGCUUCCAUCCCCGUGCGGGACGAGGAAGACGUGGCCGAGAACGAGGUAACUUCAUGCCUCGCGAGCGGGUAUGUGGCGCGGGUGGCCGAGAUGAGCCGACGCGCGCCCUUUGAAGACGUGCGCGUCGGCGUGGCUGCCUGGCUGGCCUCGCUCCCGCGGCCGCUCAACUCUGUGGAUGCCCAGCUGUGCAUCGGGCCGGCGUCUAUGUUCCUGGCAGGUAUCGAGGCCUUUGCACCUGCGCGGUUCGAGACGGGCUCGGAGAUUGCGGCCAUGUACGGACGCGAGUUCUCGUGCGCCGGGCGGGUGGCGCACUUGUACCAGGUCCUUGCGUGGUUCCCCGACUACGCGGCACGGCACUCUGCGCUCAUGCACGCUGUCACCCGCGAGUCAGGCCCGCUGCCGCAAGACUGGCGGCACUUUAUUGCGCUCAUGGCUGUUGCGCUCCACGACUGUUACCCAGUGCUGGAGGUGCAGGCCGAAGAGUUUGUGGCGUGCGGCGGCGAUCCCGAGUGGCUUGCCCGCGGUCUGGAGGCUGUGCCGACCAAGCUGGCCAAGCUGGCCAAGCUUGUGGGCAUCAUGGUGCGCAAGCCGUGGCGGCUGCGGCGGUUGCAUGUGGCAGAGCUUGUCGAGGGUGACGAAGUCUGGUCCAUUGCCGAGCUUGUCCAUGCCAUCACCCUCAUUGCCUCGUUCCACGGCGUGGCGUCGCUCGUCGCCGGCACUGGUGUGACGUGCGAGCCGGACCUGUGCGUGGGUGGACACGCACAGGCGCCGUGUACCGCCGCCGCCGCCGGCCCGCUGGCCGCCCCGGCCGCCGACGCCCUCGGCGUCGUCCGCCAGAACAUUGUGUCGGACAUGCAGAGUCUGGCCUCUGCCGACGAGCUGCCUGGCGAGCAAGAGGACGCGUUCGCCAAGCUCGACAAGAACACUGGGCGCCUCGCCGACCACACGCCGUUGGUCUCGGAAGCCGCCGCCGUGUUUGUUGAUCCGGCUGUGAGCCAGUCCAAGUACGAAGAUUUUGACGAGCGGGAGAAGGCCUCUCGCGGCGACUCGCACAUGCUCAAGAUGCACGCCUACUCGUGGGCGGCCCAGGGCUACUCGCUCGUCUCGCAGUACUACGCGGAGGCGGCCGACAUGCUCGACGCCACCUUUAACCUCGCCUUUGAAAUGACCGACGAGUCGGUCAACGACGCCCAGGCUGUUGACACAGCGCCAUUCCGCCAGGCCAUCUGGUACUACACCCACCGCCUCUACGGCCUCUACAAUGAUGACCACGACUACCGCGCCUCGUCUGCGCUCCUCAAAAAGGGCACCAAGACGUACAUCAAGAAGGUCGCGCGCUUCCCAGAAAUCGUCACCAUCGCCGACCUCCACCGCAUUGAGAUCGAGCUCCGCGAGGACGAAAAGGUCCACAUCGCCGUUCUUGUCGCUGAGGCACGCAAGCAGGCCGAGCUUCUCCGCGGCCUCAACGCCGUCAUGUCGUACAUGAUGCCCGAUGACGAGUCGGAUGACGACUAGAACUGGGUGCUGAAGGUUAUGGCGAGAGGAAGAAAAGAUAAACGCGUUCCAGCCCA
Thecamonas trahens ATCC 50062 is the source of this 1999-nucleotide messenger RNA. RefSeq names its product sestrin-1. NCBI's taxonomy places the organism in Eukaryota, Apusomonadida, Apusomonadidae. Bases 204 to 1943 code for a protein of 579 amino acids. Gene Ontology annotation, biological process: positive regulation of macroautophagy; cellular response to leucine starvation; regulation of response to reactive oxygen species. Gene Ontology annotation, molecular function: oxidoreductase activity, acting on peroxide as acceptor; L-leucine binding. The transcript has a single exon. Gene Ontology annotation, cellular component: nucleus. The record is from RefSeq and is a predicted model, not a curated record.